UAAUCUUAUGAGAGUCACAUCGGGAUAUUUGAGCAGUUUUUAUCAGAUGUUCUAAGUAUUUUAGUGUAUAACGAGUUUAAUGUAGCGUAAUCUCAUCAGUUACCGAGCCACGAGGACGCGGCGCAGGGCUGAGCUCCCAGCGUCUUCAAGUAUUUCUACCCACAUGCUGCUCCGCCGCUAAAACUCCGCCAGUGUUUGACUCACUCCGUGGCAAGGCAUCCAGGAUUUCCACUUGUCACUCCACGAUACCGACAACUAAGUGCAUCCCCCCUCAGCUAAAAUGUCCAAGUUGGACCAGGUCCUGAUCCUCGACCCUCCCUCCGACCUCAGAUUUAAAGGUCCGUUCACAGAUGUAGUCACCGCUAACCUCAAACUGAAGAACCCAUCUGAUAGACGAGUAUGUUUCAAAGUGAAGACGACGGCGCCUCGCAGGUACUGCGUACGGCCAAACAGCGGCGUCAUCGACCCAGGUGCAGCUGUCAACAUCUCUGUUAUGCUACAACCCUUUGACUACGAUCCCAAUGAAAAAAGUAAACACAAAUUUAUGGUUCAGACGAUUUUCAUCCCAUCAAAUGUUUCUGACAAUGACACCGUGUGGAAAGAUGCAAAGCCCGAAGAUCUCAUGGAUUCCAAGCUGAGAUGCGUCUUCGAGUUGCCCUCUGAAAACGAAGUGAACGACGUGGAAGUGACGCGAGCGGCCCCAGUGAUAAACUCCCUGAAGUCCGAGCCGACGGCUGCAGCUGCCGUGGGAGACGACAUGGAGGUGAAGAAGCUGCUGGAGAAGUGCAAGAGGCUGCAGUCGGACAUAAACAAGCUCAGCGAGGAAAACAGGCAACUGAAGGACGAGGGAAUGAGGAUGAGAAAGAUGCAGCCGCGCCCAGACCACAUGACAUCAAACUCGACCAACAUCGUCGGCCGAGAAACCAGCGCCGCCUUCCUGCCCUCCCUCCUCGUCGUCAUAGCAGCCAUCUUCAUCGGAUUUUUCUUCGGGAAGUUCAUCUUGUAGACUGGUGUCGCGUACGCCGGCCAUAUCCCUUCGCUCCGGCUCCAAAAAGAAAAAAGAAAACAAACGACGGCGAGGCCUGGAAGAGCAAGACGUCUUUCUGUUGACUUUGCCAUAUCAUCGGUUGUGUGGCCUACAGUGAACGCAUCUGUACAGCUUCAUCCAAAGGCGUCGCCUUUUUACAAUGUCGCAAAUUUAUUGAGCCCAGAGAGUUCACUUAAAAAAACAAAAACAAAAUUAAUCCCUUUCUUGUUUUGUUUUUUUCUUCCAGUUUUUGAUUAAUGGGUAUUAAUUUGGUGGGACAAUGGAAAGACGGAUCACGGAAAAACCGCGAAGCAUUGGGAAGAAGCAGUCCAGUUUUUGUUCCUUUCUUUGCUUCUUUCUUUUUUCUCUCUCUUUCUCUGUGUGCUUUUAAUAGGAGUUGAAAGAAAUGCUAGGCGUCUUGUAAAUGUUAUUUUAAAUCCUUCCAAACAAAAACACGGACAGAACUUCCAUUCAAAUGUUGCUGGACUGCCUCUGAAGUAAAUUUGUUUGUAAUUUCUACUUUUUUUUUUUUUGUUUGUUGUUGGAAUGUUCAGAUCCAGCUGAGGAAAUCGGUGCCUCGUUAUGUGCAUUUGUCCUGUCCUUUUCCUCACAAUUCAGAAUUAUUAUUAUAUUAUUAUUAUUAUUAUUAUUAAUAAACAUUAUUCACAUUUAUUCCUUCUGAGGCAAGUAUUGACUGAAAUGAGGUUUCCAUUUUUAAAACUAUCUCCCAUGGUAUUAAUCAUUGACCAAAUAAAAUUGAAAAAAAAUGUGGUUUUCAUA
Xiphophorus couchianus (Monterrey platyfish) is the source of this 1807-nucleotide messenger RNA. RefSeq names its product VAMP (vesicle-associated membrane protein)-associated protein A, like (gene vapal). Gene Ontology annotation, molecular function: FFAT motif binding. Bases 281 to 1006 code for a protein of 241 amino acids. Lineage: Eukaryota; Metazoa; Chordata; Actinopteri; Cyprinodontiformes; Poeciliidae. Gene Ontology annotation, cellular component: endoplasmic reticulum membrane; plasma membrane. The transcript has 6 exons. Gene Ontology annotation, biological process: neuron projection development. The record is from RefSeq and is a predicted model, not a curated record.